Trichobilharzia regenti is the source of this 1287-nucleotide messenger RNA. The record is from the annotation of a GenBank genome assembly. Lineage: Eukaryota; Metazoa; Platyhelminthes; Trematoda; Strigeidida; Schistosomatidae.
AUGUUAUUUUGGAAUUAUCAUAAUGACAUUCUGAUCUUCUUAGUCAAUAUUUUAUCCUUUUCAUGCCUAUCUAUUCAUCAGUCAUAUUCAGAGAAAUGUUUCUGUUAUCUAAAUUCAACAACAUCUCCUGUGAAUACGACUCAUGACAGUAGCACAGACGAAAAAACCCUAAUCCACUGUUCACUAACUCCAUCCACAUUAAAUUAUUCUGAUGAAUAUCAUGUCAACGGUACAGCAUAUAAGAAUCUAUUGAUUCAACCAUGGGCAUUUUCAAAUUUAUUUAUCAAUAAUUUAAUCGAUACCCUACAAUUUGAUAUACACCUUAGUUCUAAUCAUCAAAUGAAUGCAUUAAAUCUAGCUGGUAUGGAUAGUUUAACAAAUCUCUUAGCAAGAACAAGUUUAAUCCAAUGGGAUAGUUGUAGUUUUUUAAGCUUGCCUAGUCUUUAUGAAGUCACACUAAAUUGUAAAGCGAAUUAUUCAGAAUAUUUAACUUUUGGUCCACUAAUCUCUGUUAUCCGAUUUGUUGAUUGCGAAGGGGUACCAUUACAAUUUUAUUGUAUUAAAUGCUUACAAGAUUCUAAUGUUAAUGUGAUACGUAUACGGCCUGGACCACCGUUACAACAGCAUUUAGUUAAAUUUACCAGAUUUUCACUAGGGAAUAUUGGUAAUAAUCAGAAUGUUAGUAAAACAAAUGUUCAUUAUUCAACAUUGGACACGUUGAAUCAUUUACCUCUUGACAGUUGUAUAUAUGAUAUAUGCUCUGAUGAUAUGCUGUGCAGGAAUAAUCUACCUUUACAACAAGCAAAAGCAAAAAUUGGUCAACCUGAAACACCUACUAUUGAAAUUAUAGCUAAUAUGCAGACGACAGUAAGCAUAAAUUCAAAUGAAGCGCAUUUUCAAAGCACACAAAUAAAUACUCCUAUCAGUACUGAAUCCCCGUCAAUGCAAGUGACACCAAUGAGUAGAAAUGCAACAUCAACCAAUGAGAUUUUAAUACUUACUAAAUAUGGUCAUAGUAAAACAAGUCAUCGACAAAAAAUAUGGAUUGUUUCAGCUAUCAUUAUAUUGAUUAUAUUAUUUAUUAUUACUUUAGGCAUUUUAAUAGUGAUCAAUUAUCAACGGAAAUUAAAACAUAAAGUUAAAAGUACAAGGUCAAAUAAAUCUUUAGCCAAUCAUCAUCAUCAUAAUACAGCAAAUGGGCGAACAAAAGCCACACUGGGACAACACGAUGCUCUUAUUCUUACUGAGGAUGGGAAUAGAAUUGAACUACCAGAAAUAGUAACAUGA